AUUUCAUGUGGAAUUUACAAUUGCUUUCACACUUUCAUAUAUGUUUUUCUUUUCUUUUUCCCUUUGCUUAAACUUCAUUAAACUCUUCACUUUUUACAACCUCAACUUGUUUUGUUUUGUUCCUUUUCUCUCUUUACCUGUUCUUGCUUCUUCUCUGGUCUUCAGCUAACUCUGUCUUCAUGGGUUGUUGCUUUAGUGCCAGAAUCAAAGCUGAAAGCCCUCCACGCAAUGGUUCGAGUUCGAAGGAUAGUGGCAAAGAAAAUGGCUUGAGUGGGCAGAGCAGCGGCAAGGCCUCUGCUCCGCCUACUGCGCCUCCGACUCCGCGGACUCCGCGGACGCAGGGCGAGAUCUUGAAGUCUUCUAAUAUGAAGAGCUUCAGUUUAAGUGAACUGAAAACUGCUACGAGAAACUUUCGUCCUGAUAGUGUGGUUGGUGAAGGUGGAUUUGGAGCUGUAUUCAAGGGUUGGAUUGAUGAGCAAUCGCUUACACCGGUUAGACCGGGGACUGGAGUUGUCAUUGCGGUCAAGAGGCUUAAUCAAGAAGGUUUGCAAGGACAUAGUGAAUGGUUGACAGAAAUCAAUUACUUGGGUCAGCUGCAUCAUCCUAAUCUUGUGAAACUCAUUGGUUACUGCCUCGAGGACGAACAUCGGCUUUUGGUUUACGAGUUUUUGACUAAAGGAAGUUUGGAUAAUCAUUUAUUUAGAAGAGCUUCUUACUUUCAACCGCUUUCUUGGACGAUCCGAAUGAAGGUUGCUCUUGAUGCUGCUAAGGGUCUUGCAUAUCUUCACAGCGACGAAGCAAAAGUGAUAUACCGAGACUUUAAAACUGCAAAUAUAUUGCUCGACUCGUCUUAUAAUGCAAAACUUUCCGAUUUCGGUCUGGCAAAGGACGGUCCCGCAGGUGAUAAGAGUCAUGUCUCUACAAGGGUGAUGGGCACAUAUGGCUAUGCCGCUCCCGAAUAUAUGGCCACAGGACAUUUGACCAAAAAGAGUGAUGUAUACAGCUUCGGCGUAGUACUCCUUGAAAUCAUGUCAGGCAAACGUGCACUUGACAACAACAGGCCAUCUGGGGAACACAAUUUAAUCGAAUGGGCCAAACCUUACCUCAACAGCAAACGACGAAUCUUCCAAGUUAUGGACGCUCGCAUCGAAGGCCAAUACACGGUGCGUCAAGCAAUGAAAGUAGCCAACCUCGCUAUUCAAUGCCUAUCCGUUGAACCAAGGUUCAGACCGAAAAUGGACGAGGUUGUUAUAGCAUUAGAGGAACUUCAGGGUUCCUCUGAUGUUACGGCCGGAGAAGCGGGAACCUCUCGAGAUCAUCAAAAUGUUAGAAGGAGUGGUCAUAGCUCAAGGAGCAAUGGUCCUAGACAACAUAGAAGUAGUAAACAAAGUGAGACAAUAAUCAGGGAAAAAUGAAUGAUGUAGUUAGUUAUAUGCUUCUGGUUUGGAGUUGCAUAUUUGUAUAUCAGUGGUGAAUGAACUUGAGUAUGUGUUUUGAGAUGUCUGUGAUUGUUGUACAGAUUUUUGAUUCAGUUAAAUUUAUUGAAAUUUUCAUUUCUUCA
Messenger RNA from Vicia villosa (hairy vetch), 1561 nucleotides. Its product is annotated as receptor-like cytoplasmic kinase 176. Bases 180 to 1415 code for a protein of 411 amino acids. The record is from RefSeq and is a predicted model, not a curated record. Gene Ontology annotation, molecular function: protein kinase activity; ATP binding. The transcript has 6 exons. Lineage: Eukaryota; Viridiplantae; Streptophyta; Magnoliopsida; Fabales; Fabaceae. Gene Ontology annotation, biological process: protein phosphorylation.